AUGGAGAGUGAUGUGGAUCACCAAUACGAACUGGCUCCUUGGGUGAAGAAGAUCCUCAAGGCCCAUAAUCCCAACCACUCGCUCGUCCGUGGUGGAACUCUCAGCACCCGUAGUGGACACCCCCUCUCGCCUGUUGCCAAGCGCAAGCGCACUGGUCUGGCAAAAUCGCCCACUCCCACUCCCGCCCCCGUUUCCCACCCUCCGGCCAAGAAGAGCACCGUUGUGACCCCCUUUGAGACUGGCUGA
Molecule: messenger RNA, 246 nt
Organism: Penicillium daleae
Lineage: Eukaryota; Fungi; Ascomycota; Eurotiomycetes; Eurotiales; Aspergillaceae
Exons: 3
Coding region: 1-246 (81 amino acids)
Source: RefSeq, a predicted model, not a curated record